AAAAACAGUUAAAUAUGACAUAUUUUGUUAAAAUCGUCAAUAGUGUACUCCAUCCCAAAUUUACAAGAUCUCCCAGCAUGCAGUCGGAGGCUGUAAAGCUUGUGAUCGUAGGUGACGUAGGGGUGGGGAAAUCCAGUCUGAAGCACUCCUACGAAUGUAACGCCUUCCCCGGGGAGUAUUUACCCGUGACCAGUGGAAACUACACCUGCAAUGUGUUGAUAGACGGCCUACCCUUCUGUGUGGAUAUCUGGGACACGGCAGGACAGGAAAAUGUCGACAAAUUGCGCCGCCUGUCUUAUUUCAAAACUGAUGCUUUCCUCGUGUGCUACAGCAUAGAAAACAGACAUUCCCUCAACAACAUUGAUUCCAAAUGGGUUCCGGAACUUCGACAGCACUGUCCUGGUGUUCCGAUCGUCUUGGUUGCUUGCAAGAUAGACCUCAGGACGACAUUGCAUGGUAAUCAUCUUAUCAACGCCAUGGAAGGAAAGGCUCUGGCCAAGAAGCUGGACAUGUUGUUCUUUGAGACCAGUUCUCUUCAACUCAAAGGACUACACGAGUGUGUUAAUGCUGCUAUCAGACGAGCCAAAGGAAUGCCUGAUAGAAAACAUGGAAGGUGUACAGUAGUCUCCCGGUGUUGUGUAAUGUAGGGAUUGCAUCUGGCAGUCAGUUUAACACAUAAAAAUCCUAUACUUUUACAUGUUUUAUAUAUACUAGUAAUUCAUUGCCUUUUAAGUAUUUUCGUCAUUUUAACACCCUCCUAUUUUGAUACACUAUUUCAAAAUAUGAUUGUUUUUGUAUUAUUAAUCCCUAUUUGUAUCCACAAUGUCAUGAAAUGAUUUUCAUUAAAUUGCAAUACAUGUAUUUUGCACUAAACAGAAAA
Molecule: messenger RNA, 880 nt
Organism: Ostrea edulis (European flat oyster)
Lineage: Eukaryota; Metazoa; Mollusca; Bivalvia; Ostreida; Ostreidae
Product: ras-related protein ced-10-like
Exons: 5
Coding region: 15-647 (210 amino acids)
Biological process (GO): small GTPase-mediated signal transduction
Molecular function (GO): GTPase activity; GTP binding
Source: RefSeq, a predicted model, not a curated record